AUGAAUAAAUUAUGCACGAGUAUAAUCGAUAUUACCGCUUGCUCGUCAUCACUACUUCAUAGACUGAAAGACUGGUAUGUCGAUGAAUCACUCUGCACAAUUUCAAGCCACAAAUUAGUCUCAUUCAAUCUCGAAUUAGUGCUUUCUAAUACCGCAGUCAAUAUAUAUGGCACAAGAAUCUAUAAUACCAAAAAGGCAAAUUGGGGCAAUCUGAAAAAUGAACUGAAUACAGAACUUAGUAGAUAUGCGAUAAGUAAGAAAAUAAACGAAAUCACCACACCACAAGAGCUAGAAGAAACAAUAAAAAACUACACAAAAUUAAUAUUAGCAGGCUGUAAUAACAAUAUACCAAUGAAAAAACAGAAGCGAAAAGUAAAAGAUCCUGUAUGGUGGAACAACGAAAUAAAUGAAAAGAAAGCAGAUAUGAUUAGGAAAAGAAGAAGAAUAAGGAAUGCAAACCCUCUAAGAAGAAAACAUGUAAUAGACCAAUAUUUAGAUGCAAGACAAGAAUAUACUAAUGCAAUUGAAAAGGCUACAACUCAAAGCUGGAAAAAUCUCUGCAACAAAGGAGAAAAAGAGUCUCUCUGGCAAAGAACAUACCGGAUCCUAAAAACUUGCUCAAAUAGAGAACAGGACAGACUACUCCGUGACUCAGAUGGAAAAAUCCUUUCAGAAGUCGAAUCAGCGAACCAUCUAGCUGAUACAUUUUAUCCAUGGGACAACCCUGACACUGAUAGUGUACAGCAGACUGAAAUAAGAAUAGAAAGACAGCAAAUAAUAAGCAAACUUAAAAAUGAAGACAUUUCAGCCAUCAAGUUGUUCACAAAACUUGAAAUAAGAGAAAUAUUUAAGAAUAUGAGUCCGAAGAAAGCUCCUGGAGAAGAUGGCUUAACAUCAGAUAUAUGCCAAGCUGCGUUUGAAAGCAACCCGGAAAUCCUGCAAUCCAUUUACAAUAAAUGCUUAACACUAGGCUACUUCCCAGAAAUAUGGAAAACAGCAACAAUUAAGGUUAUUCCCAAGCCUAACAAGGAAGACUACUCCCUGGCAAAAUCCUAUAGGCCAAUCGGGUUAUUACCAGUUUUAGGUAAGGUUCUAGAGAAACUUUUUGUAAAUAGAGUCCAGUGGCAACUAGGAAGGGAAGGUAAAAUUAACAAUAGACAAUACGGUUUCACUCCCCAAAGAAGUACUGAGGAUGCCCUAUUUGAUACAACUACACUUAUAAAGAAAGGACUUAAGAAUAAAGCUAUAGUGGUACUAAUAUCGUUAGAUAUAGAAGGUGCGUUCGAUAACGCAUGGUGGCCUGCCAUAAUUAAAGAACUCCACGCCAAAAAUGUAGACAAAUCUAUGGUCAGGCUCAUUAGCAGUUACUUAUCCGAAAGAAAAAUACAUCUUAGGUAUGCUGGGCAAGAAUGCAGGAAACCCACAAAUAAAGGAUGUAUCCAGGGCUCUACUUGCGGCCCUAUGCUCUGGAACAUCCUUAUCGACCCCUUACUUAACGCAACUAAGGACCUAGAUGCCCACGUACAAGCUUUUGCUGAUGACAUUCUGAUCGUAGCCAAAAACAAGGAUGGCCAAAAACUAGAAAAAGACAUAAAUGAAACACUAAGAAUAAUCACGGAAUGGGGCAAAAAACAUAAACUAAGAUUUGCUCCCCAAAAAACCCAGUCCAUAAUCAUAACAAAAAAAUUGAAAUACCACCGACCUUGUUUACACAUUGAAGGACUUACAUUACAGUACACAAAUCAAAUGAAAGUUCUAGGCCUAACAAUUGAUAAUAAUGUAAAUUUUAAGGCUCACCUUGAUAGCGUCUGCCGAAAAGCAAUCAACAUCUACAAAAUGGUUUCCAGGGCGGCAAAAGCCCAUUGGGAAUUAAAUUCUGAAAUCAUAAAAACCAUCUAUUCAGCUGUGGUCGAACCGACAAUACUAUAUGCUGCUAGCUGUUGGGCGGAGACAACCGAAAAAAGUAUAUCGAAAAAAUACUUAAUAGAAUGA
Molecule: messenger RNA, 1992 nt
Organism: Parnassius mnemosyne (clouded apollo)
Lineage: Eukaryota; Metazoa; Arthropoda; Insecta; Lepidoptera; Papilionidae
Source: the annotation of a GenBank genome assembly